AUGAAAACAAAACUGUUUGCAGCACCAACGGAGCGUCAACUACUUGAAGAAAUGAACGAGUCUCUUACGAAGUCGCCUGUAUUAACCAGAAGCGCUGUCAAGGCCCUCAACUCCUUAUUUUAUAUGCUAAGCACAAAGAAAUUGUCGGAGGAAACCAUCAGAAAUGUGUAUAUAACACUUUUGAAAGGAUUUCAAUCCAAAGAUCUUUAUCUAAAGCUCUGUAUAUACUCUGCGAUAGAAGAAAUGUCUAAACUCACUAACGAAGGUCUGGUUGGGAUAAACAUACUGAUGAACGACUUAAAUGGAAAGAUUCCAGACGAUGUUAAAGCAAUGGCUUUAAGAACAUUGUUUUCCAUUGUACCUGAUGAGAUGGUAUACGACUUUGGAAAGUAUGUGAAUCAGGCAUUUAUCUCUACCUCGCAGGCCAGAAAAGAUAUGUCUAUUGUUGUAGCAUAUAAGCUUCUUUGCAGUAAUUUUACACAAGUGAAAAAGUGGCUGGAAGGAGUUGAACUUUCUGGAAAUCCCUUAAUGGACUAUCACAUCACAGGUUUUCUGGCACAGUCUAGGAGGCUCCACUUGAGCUCGGUGGAACAUUCUAGAGGCCCUGCAGGAAUCAUUGGGGUUCGGAUGGUUGUCGAUUCAAUGAAGGAGAACAGCGAAGCUCUUCCAAUUCUUAGAAGAUUCCUUAACUCAAAAUACUGCGACGAGAUGAUAUUCAUGGAAGCAGCCAGGGCAGUCUCCGGCCUUAGUGAAGAGUAUGGGUCUCAGUUUGUUGAUCAAGCAGUCCAGUCCUUACGAAUAUUCCUCAAGUCCACAAAUAUAGUUCUACAGUUUAGUGCAAUAAGAAUUGUUUCUCAGCUUGCACAGAAGUAUCCCCAGAAGGUUUCUGUUGCUAAUAAAGAAAUCGAAGAUCUUGUGUCAUCUGAGAACAAAUCCAUCUCCAUGUUUGCAAUUACUUCACUCCUCAAGACAGGAACGGAGGAAACAAUAGACAGACUUGUAAGUCUAAUUCCAAGUAUGGUCCAUGAUAUGGGAGAUGGAUUUAAGAAAAUUGCCAUUGAUACGUUGGAGUCUUUAAGUAAUCUUUUUGAGUCAAGGAAGUUUCUAUACGUCGAUUUUCUUGGAAACUCACUUCUGCAAAGAGGAGAACUUGAAUUCAAGAAGUAUAUAAUUGAGGUUAUUUCAAGAGCUGUAAAGAACGACGGCAUGAGAGAAAGGAUUCUUGAGAUUCUUUGCACAUACAUUGAGGAUUCCCAGUACUACCAAAUAACCUUAGAUGUCCUUGGAAUACUUGGACAAGAAAUUCCUAAGUCUAGGGCGCCUAGUAAAUAUGUGGUUCAUGUAUUGAACAGACUUAUCCUGGAAAACAACCAUGUAAGAGCAGGAGCCUUGCAGUGUCUAUACAACAUCUCUUCUGUUGUUUCUCCAUCGACUGUAGAAAAUGCAAUGAAGAGAUGUCUUGGCGAUCAGGAUGAAUCGAUAAGAGAAACAGCAGCCUUUUUAUUAAGAAACAUGAAGCUGGAAAGGUCGUGUAAGCCUUUUAGUCUGGAUGAGCUUGGAGAUCUCAAGGGUCGUGUGCUUCAACAUAUUGGAAAGUCGGAUGAGGAUGCUAAAGCAGAAAGAGAUACACUGAUAAAGAAUUGUAGAGAGUUGAUUCUUACUGAGCCUAAUGCAGAUGUACAGAUCAAGGUUAUCAAGAAGGUUUAUGAGGACAAAAUAAUUCUCGAAUUUUCAUUGGAAAAUAGUCUUGAAGGAAUACAAAUCUGCGAUGGUGUGUUAAAUCUUGCAAGCUCGGAUGGUGAAGAAAGAAACAUAAGUAUCAAGAUAGAGCAGAUAGAGCCUUUGGGGUCCCUCUUGAUUGCAAGAGAAUGGAACGUAAAAGAGGGCUGCGUCAUCAAUGGAGCAUUUGACUUCACUAUUUGUAUGGAAGGGGACAUGUCAGACACAGAAACCGAUUCUAUUUCCCUCGAGCCCUUCCAAAUAACCACUUUGGACUUUGUAAAACCGGCCAGAGUAAAGAAAAGCCCGAAUAGGAGAAAUGAAAUCUCCUUUAACCUACAAGGAGAUAUCUACACAGCAGGAAAAAAAAUCUUGGAUCUUCUUAACAUGAAGAUAAUCAGCCAAGAAUCUGAAAGUAGCACAAUGUCUAUGGUAUUGAAUGGAGAAUAUUACGAAACCCCGGUUAUCAUACACGUAAAGUUGGUUUUCAACGUGGCUUGUAAAUGCGCUAUUGAAGUCUAUUGUGAUAAUGAGCAAGUGGCCCAGAAGAUUGUUAGACUGUUCGAUUGA
Molecule: messenger RNA, 2289 nt
Organism: Encephalitozoon intestinalis ATCC 50506
Lineage: Eukaryota; Fungi; Microsporidia; Unikaryonidae
Product: vesicle coat complex protein Sec21 gamma subunit
Exons: 1
Coding region: 1-2289 (762 amino acids)
Biological process (GO): endoplasmic reticulum to Golgi vesicle-mediated transport; protein secretion; intracellular protein transport
Cellular component (GO): endoplasmic reticulum; Golgi membrane; endoplasmic reticulum-Golgi intermediate compartment
Molecular function (GO): structural molecule activity
Source: RefSeq, a predicted model, not a curated record